UGAAGAAUGAAGUUAAAGGAAGCUGUGCUGUUGGUCUGCCUGGUCCUGAAAAUUCUGGGCGUUUGGGGAGUCCCACACUUGCUGGAUUCGCAGUGUGUUGCCGCAAAGGCCUCAGCUAAGGUGGUGAACGGACAAAAUGCUGGUAUAUUGUUCAAUCCCUGGAUGGCAGUCAUUAUUGAACGCGGGCAGAUGAUUUGCGGAGGCUCCCUGAUUCACUCUCGUUUUGUGCUAACUGCCGCGCAUUGCACUAGCAAUUAUACUUUAACAGUGCGUCUUGGAGAUUACGACAUUAGCCACAAAAAUUCGGAUUGCACUAGGGACGGCUGUAUUCCGGGGCCCAAGGACUUUACCGUGACCCACACGUAUACCUAUGUGCCCUAUACGGACUUCCACUUCCAUGACCUGGCUCUCCUCAAGCUAAAUAAAACGGUGCAGUACAGCGUUCACAUCAGGCCAAUAUGCCUGCUUGUGGGGGUCUUGCCCAAGAUGGAGGCGCAUCUCAUGAAUAUUAUUUCGCGUUUCAACAUCACCGGCUGGGGUCGCACAAAGUCCAGCCAAGUCAGUGUCGUCCUUCAGCAGACCACCUUGCAUAACUACCCCGUUAGCCAUUGCGCCAGGCUCUUUGGCAGAACUAUGGACUCCGCCCAUCUCUGUGCUGGAAGCCAGUCCAGCUCCACUUGCUCCGGGGACUCUGGUAGCCCCCUAACAGCCAGGAUUGUGUGGGAUCUAAAGCGCAUCGUCCAGUUUGGCGUUGUGAGUUAUGGUAGGCAAAAUUGCCAGGGACCUACUGUCUUUCCGAAUCUUUUAAGGUACGGAAACUGGAUCGAAAAGACAAUUAACCUGGUAUUAGGCAGAGUCGCCAAUAAAUAAUAUUUUUGACAAAAUAAA
Molecule: messenger RNA, 888 nt
Organism: Drosophila kikkawai
Lineage: Eukaryota; Metazoa; Arthropoda; Insecta; Diptera; Drosophilidae
Product: serine protease grass-like
Biological process (GO): proteolysis
Molecular function (GO): serine-type endopeptidase activity
Source: RefSeq, a predicted model, not a curated record